AUGGUCGGCAACGUCAACGUUGAGCGAUUCGUGGCUGCUCAUCAGGCACGAAUAUUCACACUCCGUCACAACAAAAUCCCGAUCGGCAUCAUCUGAUUGAUGGGAGCCCCUGCCUGGAAUAGUGGAUCUUUAAUGCUCUCCUCUCACCAUUCUCGUAACUUUUUAACUUCUAGCCAUUUAUGUUACCACGAAAACGUGUUCCGUUUUGGGCACUAUGUAGUAAGCCAUGCUGCCAUAAACAUUGGUAACAUGUGUUCAGUGUGGAUUCUCUUUCUACACUUAUUUCAAGUGUUGUUUUCUGCCAAAGCAGCUGCUUCAGAACCAGUACAAGCACAGAAGGCCAGAAAUCUGCAUGGGGUCCAGUAAGUGCUCUUGACAUUUUCUCUCGGCACACCGGUCCUGGAUUCAGCUUUAUUUCCAGUGUACCUAACUGUCAUCUACUUCUGUACCAUUAUUCUCACCACCAUGCUACCACGCCUUCUGAGUCCACUUAUUUAUGGUAUGAGAGAUCAAAAGUUUAGGAAGUAUGAAGAGAUCAAAGAUGUUUGGCCUUUUUAA
Triplophysa dalaica is the source of this 558-nucleotide messenger RNA. It is a transcript of the gene or90j1, whose product is annotated as odorant receptor, family 90, subfamily J, member 1. Lineage: Eukaryota; Metazoa; Chordata; Actinopteri; Cypriniformes; Nemacheilidae. The record is from RefSeq and is a predicted model, not a curated record.